UGCUUCCGGAGAUUCUGGGGGGCGGCAUGGAUGGCUAUUAGCCAGGAUAUUUGCUGCCUUACAGGACACCUCUCAUCUCCCCAGAUGACUGGGUCUGGCACACUCUCCCAUCCAUCCGUGAUGACUGUAGACAUUUCUUAUUUGGGAUUGGAUGUGCCCAAUCAGACAGAACGUGAAGGAGAAUGCGGGAGAGAAAUAGUUGUCUUCGUUUGGGAGCAGGAGGCGUGGAGCCCAACUUCUGCCUAGAUCUUUGUGGCACUGGCGGUGGUCGUUAAUGGAGCCAGUGCGGUCAAGGUUGAAGACAAUGCCAGAGAAAAAAACAUGAGUCAAUCGACGGCACGAACUGCGUAGAAUCUCCUUGAACCCGCUGUCGAUCCCUUGGGCUUCCCAUCAUCUAAGCCUAACGAAGGUUUUUUGGUCUCCUAAAGACACUCUAUAAAGUAUUGGAAGCUAAAGGUGAACACUCUUCGACACAGGAUCACGAACAACACGUUCCUGUCUAAACGAGUGUUUGUAGGAAAAGGUAUAGUACUUGUGUGUCGAGGAAUGCUCCAAUUUUAGUUUGAAGUUGUUGCUUGCUUUUGAUUUUGUCGAUCCAAUUGUUUUGGACUGGACGACAAAUAUUGAUAACUGCAAAUUAUCUGGCGCCAAGUUUCUCCUAUUCAGUCCAACACAAUAGAUCUCGCUUAGCAUCGAUCCGGACUUUAUGGUUCAUUCGACAACAUGAGCUGUUGCAUCCGGUCUGAGUGGGAACGUCUUUUGUAAGCAGGGUAUGAUCUCCACAAGGUACGCAAUCAGUGCGAUGUAGCUCAAGCUGAUCCACAUACAAGAUUAGUUGACGAUCAGACGUGGUACAGUCACACCAAAAAAUUUGGAUAGCAGUGCUGUUUGGUCUACCUUGGGCCGAGCUACUUGGGUGAUAGACGUAUCAAAUUGGACAGUAGGGAGAUGAAAUGACCACGCCAGACAAAGAAUGUCGAAAAGCUUAACCAGGUGCUAUGAAAGAAUAUCAUUGAUGCAUAAUGAAAGAAAAGAGACGUCUGUCCGGGUUAUUGAAUUGUGAUAUUGAUGGCUGGCUGGCUGGCUUGCUUGCUUGCUGGAUAGGUAGAUAUAGAUCCUACUAACAAAAGCAAAAAUGACGAGUUUCAUGCAAACUAUCGAUCCCAUGAACCGCACGGACG
This is a messenger RNA of Marchantia polymorpha subsp. ruderalis, 1181 nucleotides long. The record is from the annotation of a GenBank genome assembly. NCBI's taxonomy places the organism in Eukaryota, Viridiplantae, Streptophyta, Marchantiopsida, Marchantiales, Marchantiaceae.